UGCCACAGAAGAGCCUCUUGGCAUUUAAUUCCUCUCCUUUCAUACUAAUUAAGUUCAUAUAAGGGCUACGUAUUAUUCCCAUGGAUUCUCAAGAGCCAUGGAACUUGGAAAACGGUGGCACUAAUGGCGCUGACAUGAAGGGUUUGGACAAGGAAGCAUCCUUUGCUGAUCGACGUGCGCCGCAUAAUACCUCGGCUUCUUCAGUCCUAAGGAAGAAGUCCGAUCCGAUGCUUGUGCCGGCCAAGGUUCGAUUCCUGGUGCUUAGACAGGUGCUCGCCAAUUUGCAAGAGGUGAUCCUCGGGACCAAGCUCGCGAUACUCUUCCCGGCAAUCCCGCUAGCAGUUGUGGCAGACCUUUACAAGUUUGGAAGAGCUUGGAUAUUUGCUCUGAGCUUGCUUGGCCUCACCCCGCUCGCCGAACGCGUCAGCUUCCUAACCGAACAAAUUGCAUAUUUCACAGGCCCAACAGUUGGGGGGCUUCUGAAUGCAACAUGUGGGAACGCAACGGAGCUGAUCAUAGCGUUAUUUGCGCUUCACGAAAACAAAAUACAUGUGGUGAAGUACUCUCUUCUGGGCUCGGUUCUCUCUAACCUCCUCCUCGUGUUGGGGUCAUCUCUUCUUUGUGGGGGCUUGGCCAACAUCAAGAAGGAACAGAGAUACGAUAGAAAGCAGGCUGAUGUGAACUCGCUCCUUCUGUUACUGGGAUUGCUGUGCCAUUUGUUGCCGUUGAUGUUCAGAUAUGGAGGAAGUGGCGGACCAGGCGCUGCCUCGAUUGCUGAAUACACGCUUCAGCUUUCGAGAGCCAGCAGCAUUGUGAUGCUUCUCGCAUACGUGGCUUACAUUGUCUUCCAGCUUAAAACUCACCGGCAGUUGUUCGAGUCCCCAGAGGAGGAAGAGGAGGACGGAGAGAAGGCGGUGAUAGGAUUUUGGAGCGCAUUUUGUUGGCUGGUCGGCAUGACCAUGAUCAUAGCCUUAUUAUCCGAAUACGUCGUAGGCACAAUCGAGGCCGCGUCCAGUUCCUGGGGGAUUUCAGUCAGUUUCAUCAGCGUGAUAUUGCUACCGAUCGUUGGCAAUGCUGCAGAACAUGCUGGUUCUAUUAUAUUUGCCCUCAAGAACAAGUUGGAUAUAUCUUUGGGAGUGGCUCUAGGAUCGGCAACUCAGAUCUCCAUGUUUGUCGUGCCCUUCUGUGUAAUUGUGUCCUGGAUCAUGGGCACUCUCAUGGAUCUUGAUUUCAGCCUCAUCGAAACUGGUUGCCUGGCUUUUACGAUCUUGAUCACCUCCUUCGCUUUACAGGAUGGAACAUCACAUUACAUGAAGGGAGUGGUCCUGUUCUUUUGUUACAUCAUCAUCGCGGCAUGCUUUUUCGUCCAGAAAAUUCCACUGAGUCAAAUGAAUAUCGCGAACUUCGGAGUCGAAGCACCAGCUGGAGUCUCUUCGGCUUAGUCGUAUUUAGUAUGAGUAUGAUUUUGGACCACGAAAUAAACUGGCGCAUUUAUCUCGUAAAUUUUGUUAAUUGAUCCAACCAUUUUCGAACCAACAUUGUCAUUGUCUAUCUCUUGAAUGAAUUUGAGGAGUAUUCUG
Molecule: messenger RNA, 1580 nt
Organism: Syzygium oleosum
Lineage: Eukaryota; Viridiplantae; Streptophyta; Magnoliopsida; Myrtales; Myrtaceae
Product: vacuolar cation/proton exchanger 3-like
Exons: 11
Coding region: 81-1442 (453 amino acids)
Biological process (GO): calcium ion transmembrane transport; intracellular calcium ion homeostasis
Cellular component (GO): plant-type vacuole membrane
Molecular function (GO): calcium:proton antiporter activity
Source: RefSeq, a predicted model, not a curated record